Messenger RNA from Chlamydomonas reinhardtii, 3550 nucleotides. RefSeq lists its product as uncharacterized. The transcript is spliced from 2 exons. The coding region runs from base 264 to 797 and encodes 177 amino acids. Lineage: Eukaryota; Viridiplantae; Chlorophyta; Chlorophyceae; Chlamydomonadales; Chlamydomonadaceae. The record is from RefSeq and is a predicted model, not a curated record.
UCUACCGGACAAUCGUGCACUACCCUACCGGACAUUGGUGCACUACCUUACCGGACAUUGCUUGAAACCUACCGGACAAUGCCUGAAACCUACCGGACAAUGCUUGAAAUCUACCGGACAAUCUGGCGCUGCCCUACCGGACAUUGGUGCGCGACUCUACCGGACAAUGCCUGAAAGCUACCGGACUCUACUUUACCGGACAAAUUGUCCCUUAAUUAAAUCGCAUUGUCCGGUAACCGAUUAGCCUGUAUGUCCGGUAACAGAUGACCGUAUUGUCCGGAAGAGACUGCAUCGCCAGCUCACUGGACUGCACUGAGCCCGUCUGCGUCACGGCGGAGCCUCCAAAGCGCACGGGCAAGCGCAAGAAGCACCGCGGUCCGCGCACUGAGGUGCAGGUGGGCACCAAGCGCAGCUGGUAUGGCGUCACCGUCUUCCUGCUGUACGCCAUCGCCCUCAUCUCUCUCGCGGCACGCGUCGGAGCUGUGGGCGGCGCCGCAGGCGGCGUGCCCGCACUCCAGGCCCUGCAGCAGGUCGAGGCCGUGACCAACGCGCUGAGCUCCGCGCCGCCGCACCUGCGUGUGCGGUGGGACCUGGCGCAAGACCCAUUGGACCUCCAACAGCAGUACAGCACUGGCCCACCAGGCCUUUCGCACGUGCUGGCCAGUGUGGAGUCAUUCACCUUCGAUGGCAAGAUGGCCGCAGCCGCGUCAGAGCGCUACGAGAAGGACAAGGAGGGCGGCUGGGUAUGGGGCAACACAGUAGCCAUGACAUCAUCGACCACGGCAGAGGUUGCUUAACGAUAAGUUGGUGUGUAACGUCGGUUCAGACCCGAAUUCGAUCCUCCCCCAAUUCGGUACAGGGGAAACCUCCGUGCGUAUUCAAAUCACGCACAGGCGCUCCGCAGGGACCGCACGGCUCUUCAGUCGUGUCCUUGUCAUCCGUGGCUAACGUCAGAUAAGAGAGCGGUCGUGAAGUGCCGGCAAAGGGGCCGGACUCUGGAGCGAUCCAGAGUUUCAGUUGAGAUGUUGCCUGACAGUCGGCAUUACCUGAUCCCCCGAUCUCAGGUACCGAAAGAAUAAUAAUAAUAAUAUGUACGCGGUUCACGAAGGAGGCCGCGUUUCUUAAGGAGGAGUGAGUUUUGCUCACCCCACCGUGUCAAAAGGUGGAAAGUUAGCCGGGAUCGCGGGGGCUGGGGCCAGCAGCCGUGGCGCCGCCAGUGGGGCCGACUUGGCGUGAGUUCACAAUCCCCAUUUCGCGCUCAAGGCGGUAGUAGAGAAGGGAUGUGGUGCGCAGGCUGAUGACACUGUGCAUGUGUAUGCGCGAGCAGCAGGAUUUUGCUGAUGUGGUGGUGGCACCCAGCGACCGAAGGAGGGGUUCCAAGGUGUUUGAUACAGUGCCGCCGUGGCCCAGCGUAACAAUCUGCUCCUUUUUAUAUACUACGUCCCAGCCUGCAUCCCGCAGGGCGUCGGCUAGGCGAGUGUGCUGGGCUUGUUUCUGGUCACACUUUUCGCUGUGGUGGAGGUCCGAUGUGUAACCAACUUCUAUCAGGUAGACUUUGUGUUGCCGUCGGCCGGCGGUUGUAAGGCCGCGGGGCCCACUAGCCCCCACGUCGGAGCGUGGUAGGGAUGGGAUGAACAGGAUGUCAGGCCUCAUCCUUUUUCGGUCGGCCUCGGGGAUAUUGUUGCGCAGCAUCCAUUUGGGGGGGCAGGUGCCCGCACAGUAUUCGGGGCGUGCAUCUGCACUGCUUGCGUCCAUCAACAUGUACCCGCCACCGUUGGCGCCAUGGUGCAGGCAUUCCGCGAUCAUGCGGACGGCGGCAUUGUGUUUGGCGAUGCGGGCCCCAACAAGUUGGGGGUGCGCACAGUGGCCGGCAAGGUGGCCUGCGUUGCCCCGUUCGGGGGGGGAUCCAGCGCGCUGGUGAAUCGGGGCGCAGAGUGCACAAGUGUCACUUGCACGUAGUUUGAACAGCGCAAGCCGGGCGGGGCAGAUGAGGCCUCCCUGUCUGGCGUUCUGGAUGAAGCGUCGGAGGCUGUGCCCAGCGCCGGGGUGCGUCAUGUAGGCGGUGCUGGCCCUAGUGUCCAGGUGUGGGGCGGACUCCGCCCACUUGGUCGUGUAGAGUGUGUGUUUGGAAUGACCGCCAUGGGAGGAAGGGUCUAGUGUUUUCAGGAGGCCCCGAUUGAGGUCCGAGAUGUAGUGCAUGGUGGUAGAGCCAUCUUCCCGCGUCCGGGUCGUUGCUGGCCACCAGUGUGUGGCGUGGGGGUUAUUGUCAGCGAGCUCCGAGACGUCAGCCGGUUUAGUGCUUGUAGCUACGUCUGCUGCACCUUUAUCGGCUUCUUCAUUACCGUGCAGACCCGUGUGAGAAAUGACUUUAAGGAAAACGGUGUGUGCGUCCCUCUUCGCUCGUGCAUGGAGCAAAUCGGCGAUCGAACUCAGAAGUGCCUUAUGUUUGCUCAGAUGUAAGCGGCGUGGUUCGUUAAUAGCCCGUUUAAUUAGAUACAAGCUUGCAGCUGAGUCACUGGCAAUGGUUAGCGUUUUCUUCGCGAACAUACUAGUUUCACCUCCGAAUUCUUCCAGGGCUGCACGAAUUGCAGCGAGCUCGGCGCGUGUAAUAGUGUUAGUGCAGCCAAAUCCAUUUGGGUUUACGUAGACAACACGGUCUUUAUGCCAAGCACAAGCCCCAGCCACUUGUAGUUCUCUACCGUUUUCAGUAGUUAUCUUGGAUACCGAGCCAUCGGUCCAUACAAUUUCCUCGGGGUUGUGGGCCAGAGGCAGUGUACGUUGGAAUUGUGUCCGAUUCAACCUCGGUGUCGCUGGGGCUUCGUCAGGCGUGACCAUAGUAGCAAUGUUCUGGUGAGUUGCGAGGUACUUGGCAUGUUUGGAGAUGUGACGUGGGAUGUGGGGACACGACGUGUUUAACGUACCUGACCCGAGGUGGGUGUCAGCGACGGUUGCGGGCGCGUGGGGACCGGCUACCAGUGAGGAGCGAAGGCCUUUCCAGCUCUGCGUGAAGGCGUUUAGCCCAGCUGUGUUGCCAACGGCAACCAGUAUGGCUCCGCGUUGCUUCUGCAGGGGCACGUCAGUGCCGAGUCCAGGCUCCAUCCCAGCUGUGCCUGGGGAGUCAAGUUCUCCGUUCGUCCAGGUGGCGAGUCGGCGGCAGAGCGGGUGGGUUAGCCACUGUGUGUGUGGGUAAGUUGCGCACUUUGGGAGGACUAGAAUGGUCAGUGUGGGUUCCGGGGAGUUGUUGACUGUCUCGGCACUGGCGAGGGCCCAUACGAGGGCCUGUCGUGAGGCAUCGGGGUUUGCAGGAGGGUGUGCAUAGUGGAGCCCUGUCCAUGCAGUGCUGUAGGCAUCGUGUUGGGCGCCGAACACCACAUCAGCGGCUUCCCGGCUCCAGUAUUCAUCGGCAUCGGUCGUGUGGUUCAGGGGCGAGGCAAACAUUUCCUUGACCCUCCCCCUGCCGGUGUUUCGCAGGCUGCGCACAACGGCUCGGACGGUUGCCGAGGGGAGGGACGUCUGGUGCUGUGGUGCCGUCUUAUGAUCAGUUUGCCCC